This is a messenger RNA of Xiphophorus hellerii (green swordtail), 2614 nucleotides long. It is a transcript of the gene naglu, whose product is annotated as N-acetylglucosaminidase, alpha. The transcript is spliced from 6 exons. NCBI's taxonomy places the organism in Eukaryota, Metazoa, Chordata, Actinopteri, Cyprinodontiformes, Poeciliidae. The record is from RefSeq and is a predicted model, not a curated record. The coding region runs from base 106 to 2451 and encodes 781 amino acids.
GCCUCUGAUGGAUUACUUAUCAUCAUGCACCACUUCCUGGUCUUUAUCUAAAAACGUAGAUGAUUCCAACCUGAACAGGUGUUUUGUUUUUAAUUGGGGUUUAAAAUGCCCCCCACUAAGAGCUGUGAGGUGGCUGUAGUUUUCUUCUGUCUUUUUCUCAUUGUUAACUGUAAGUUUCUCACUCUGGAUCACAUCCAGCCAAAGGUUGGCGACGAGGAGCAGGCGCGAGCGGUGUCCGGGCUGCUGAGGCGGCUGCUGGGGAACAGAUCCACGGAGUUCAUAGUGUCAGUCAACAGGAGCCUCUCCAAUGACAGCCUGGAUGUUUGUGAGCUCAGAUCAGCUAAAAACAAUAAGAUUGUGGCGACAGGCAGCACCGGAGUGGCCCUGGCUUCUGGGAUCUAUAACUAUCUGAAAUAUUUUUGUAAUUGCCAUGUUUCCUGGUCGGGGAACCAGCUAGCAGUCCCAAGUCCUCUGCCACAGCUUAACGACGUGCUGCGCAUCAACACCCCUCACAGAUUCCGGUAUUACCAGAACGUCUGCACCGUCAGUUACUCCUUUGUGUGGUGGGACUGGCCAAGAUGGGAGAAGGAGAUCGACUGGAUGGCUCUGAAUGGAAUCAAUCUGCCUCUGGCUUUCACUGGCCAAGAAGCUCUGUGGCAAGAGGUGUACCGAGCUCUUGGAUUGAACGAGUCGGAGCUGGAAGAGUUCUUCUCUGGACCGGCGUUUCUUGCCUGGAACCGGAUGGCUAACAUGGACAAGUUUGGUGGGCCUCUGCCUCAGUCCUGGCAUGUGAACCAACUGUACCUCCAAUUUAAAAUCUUAGAGCGGAUGAGAGCUUUUGGAAUGAUACCUGUGCUGCCAGCCUUCUCAGGGAACGUUCCCAGAGGAAUUCUCAGGUUGUACCCGAAAGCCAAUGUUACCAGGUUGGGACCGUGGGCACAUUUCAACUGCAGCUUCUCAUGCUCCUACAUCCUGGAUCCAAGGGACCCGCUUUUUCUCCAGAUUGGCACCCUCUAUCUGUCUGAGGUGGUAAAGCAGUUUGGCACAGACCAUAUCUACAACACUGACACCUUCAAUGAGAUGACCCCACCUUCUUCUGACCCCACCUACCUAUCUGCAGUCAGCCGCUCUGUCUUUGCCUCAAUGACUGCCGUUGAUCCUAAUGCGAUCUGGUUGAUGCAAGGCUGGCUGUUCUUCAGCGAUCAGACGUUCUGGAAGCCGCCACAGAUCCAGGCUCUACUCCACGGAGUUCCCCUGGGAAGAAUGAUUGUACUAGAUCUGUUUGCAGAGGCCGAUCCAGUUUUCACAUACACAGAGUCUUUCUAUGGACAGCCCUUCAUCUGGUGUAUGCUGAACAACUUUGGGGGCAACAAUGGAUUUUUUGGCACAAUUGAAAGCAUCAACUCAGGGCCUUUUAAAGCCCUACACUUCCCAAACUCCACUCUGGUAGGAAUAGGCAUGACACCUGAGGGUAUUGAGCAGAAUCCUGUUAUCUAUGAGUUAAUGAGUGAACUGGCAUGGCGCAAAGAGCCAGUCAACCUUGCAAAGUGGGUGUCCCUGUAUGCAGUACGGCGCUACGGUGGCAUGAAUGAUAACCUGACAGCUGCAUGGAAGCUCCUAUUCACCAGUGUGUAUAACUGCACCAUAGCGGGGUAUGUCAAUCACAAUCACAGCCCUCUCGUACGCAGGCCCUCUUUUCGGAUGAGAACAGACCUGUGGUAUGAUCCUGCUGAGCUGUUUGAAGCCUGGAGACUCUUCAUGGAAGCGGCUCCUUCUUUUAUGUCCAAAGAGACCUUCCAGUACGAUCUAGUCGAUGUAACCCGGCAAGUCCUGCAAGUUCUGACAUCGUCUUUUUACCAGGAUAUCGCAGACGCCUUCGCCAAUAAAAAAAUGCCAGAGCUGCUGACUGUGGGUGGCGUGCUGGUGUAUGACCUCCUGCCUGAACUCAACCGACUGUUGAGUAGCAACCAGAACUUCCUGUUAGGGACGUGGCUGGAGCGAGCCCAAUCCAAGGCCCUGAACGAGAGAGAGGCACAACUUUACGACAUGAACGCCAGGAACCAAGUCACUCUGUGGGGUCCCAGCGGCGAGAUCCUGGACUAUGCUAACAAACAGUGGGGGGGUCUUAUCGAAGACUACUAUGCUCAGCGGUGGGGGUUGUUUGUCCAAAUGCUGGUGGAGUGUCUGGACCGUGGACUUCCAUACAAGCAGGAUACCUUCAACCAGGCAGUUUUCCAGGUUGAACAGGGAUUCAUUUACAAUGGCAGGAAGUACCCAACCAAACCUCAGGGAGACACUUAUGAGAUCGCCCACAGAAUUUUCCUCAAGUACUACCCUCAAGCCAUGAAGAGACUACAACAAAUGGACAAAUGGAAGAAAACUCUCCCAUCUCCCCCAUCCCAUGACUGUCCCAGUGCAUCGGCAAAUAGAUACUGUCCAGAUAUAUACUGAAAUAAUCUGUUGGUAUGAUUUAUUGAAAUGAGCAGCUGAUUGGUGUGUGUGGUUUUAUUGGGAAUAACUGUUAAUUUACUGAUCACUUUUACAAAAAUACUUUUUUAAAAAGGAGCAUAUUAAGGCUGCAGUAUGUAAUGUUUAUAAAAAAAAGGUUUUUUAG